Molecule: messenger RNA, 1266 nt
Organism: Vanessa atalanta (red admiral)
Lineage: Eukaryota; Metazoa; Arthropoda; Insecta; Lepidoptera; Nymphalidae
Product: inositol monophosphatase 1
Exons: 1
Coding region: 222-1043 (273 amino acids)
Biological process (GO): inositol metabolic process; phosphatidylinositol phosphate biosynthetic process; signal transduction
Molecular function (GO): inositol monophosphate 1-phosphatase activity
Source: RefSeq, a predicted model, not a curated record
UUGGAGCCUGCAAUGUCAACUUUUAAAUGUCAAGUCAAGUAUCAGUCUGUCAGUGCCAAAUACCAAUUUGUCAAAUUAGAAUCAGAUUUUUGACGUGAAUGAAGUUUUUGAAAUUGUAUUUAUAUUGCAUUAUACAGUAAAAAGAAGCAAAUAAUUAGUGUUGCAACGUAAUAUUUUUGUAUAUUAAGCCAAUUAGAUUACCCUACAAUUACUCAUUCAAAAUGACUGACGCGAUCGACGAAUACUUUGCAGUUGCUCUGGAACUCGUUAAAAGUGCCGGAAACCUUAUAACAGAUUACACGAGCGGCUGCAAAGACUUCAAACUUAAGUCUUCGGAUAUUGAUCUAGUCACGGAAAUAGACAAGAAAGUCGAGGAGACCUUAAUUAGCGGUCUUACAGCGAAAUUUCCAGAUCACAAGUUUAUAGGAGAGGAAUCAGCAUUUGAAGGUGUCAAAUGCAUACUUACGGAUGAACCAACGUGGAUAAUAGACCCCGUUGAUGGGACCCUUAACUUUAUUCAUGGCUAUCCCAGCAGUUGUAUUUCACUAGGGCUUGUUAUCAAUAAGGAGGCUGUUGCUGGAAUUAUAUACAACCCCAUUGUGAAUCAACUUUUCACUGCAAAGAAGGGCCAGGGUGCUUAUUUAAAUGACAGGCAGAUUCAUGUGUCUCAAGUGAAGGAUGUAAGUAAGGCACUUAUAUCAUUUGAGGCUGGUACGACACGAGAUGAAGAGAAACAAAGAAUUGUUUUUGAGAAUUUCAAAAUGAUAGUUACAAAAGCGCACGGGGCGAGGACAGUAGGUUCAGCAGCCUUGAACAUGGCUAUGGUUGCUUUGGGAGGUUCAGAUGCCUAUUUCGAGUUUGGAAUACAUGCAUGGGACAUUGCAGCUGGAGAUAUCAUAGUCAGAGAGGCUGGUGGUGUAUGUAUAGACCCAGCUGGGGGACCAUUCGAUAUACUCUCUCGUAGAGUGCUCUGUGCAAGCAGCCAAGAACUGGCACAGGAAUUGGCUUCAAUGCUACACCAGUACUAUCCAGAGAGAGAUUAAAUAUAUUUUUAGUAAUAAUAAUAAGGAAUCGGAAUGCAUUUUAUGUUACUUAAUAUUCAUUAUUUAUUAAUUUAAUGUUUGUUAGUUAUGUAAUUACUACAUGUAGUAGGAAUGUUUUUUUGUUUUAAUAUUUACACACAGAUCUUAUUAUACAUAUUAAACAUUUAUUUAUUCUUUUUGAUCAACCCGAGGUAUAUAUUUGUAAACAAGUUUUAAAGUAUGA